AUGGAAUCCAACAGCCAAGGCCGUAGGGGAGACAGAAUCAAUUCUGAUUCACGAUGGCCGUAUAGCCGACUAAACCGUGCUGCUGCGUUACCCACGAAAACCUCAGAUCAGGGCGCAACCACCGUUCACGCCCCCUCACGUCAGCCCAUCUUCAAUAACGAUGCCAACUCUCGCCCUGGCUUCUUGCAUAGAAUGCCAGACCACAAAGCCAGCCCCACCGGUCUAGAUUCUUCACUGACGCCGAACCAUCUCGUCUCCACUGGAUCUACAUACGAAUAUAUCACGGGACCGAAUAGCCCGAAUUAUAGGGGUAACUCUAAUAAUCCUGAGAACUGGGGAGCUGACAUCCCCGUCGACGAGAGCACGGCCUUAUACCUUGUCAAUUUGCCCCCAACUUGUACUCCCCGAGAGCUCUUGCAAGCCAUCCGCAAUGUUGGCAAAAUCCACGCGUCCAGUGUCUCGCCUCCAUCCGGGCAGUAUGAUACCUCUGCUGCAAAGCUGGUGUUCUGGACUCGCGCGGCGGCUGAGAAGUUCAUCGACCUCGUCAACCGUGGCGAGUUUUCCGUCAAUGGAUACAUCCCAGUGGUCACGAUGAACAAAUUCAAAGCGCCCGAGCAGCCCGCGAGCCAACACUCCCGUGUCUUGCAAGUCUCCGGCCCGAGCCAAAUUGUCCAGCAGGACUAUCUCGAGCGCUUCUUUCAGAAGACGUUUGCGUAUGACCUUGAUGAGUUCGUCGAGAUGUACCGCACCGAUACCACCACCCGUUUGGAGGUUCGCUUCUGCUCCUACAGACACCAGGCGUCCAACGCGUACAAGUAUAUCGGGAAGGCACAGCGUGGAGAAGAAAUUCCUGGAGUUGAUUUCACGGACGAGGAGAAACUGCAUUGGCAUAAAGUUCGGGUCUUCUGGGGUGUAGACCCCUCUGCUUGA
This is a messenger RNA of Pseudomassariella vexata, 930 nucleotides long. RefSeq lists its product as uncharacterized. The transcript has a single exon. Lineage: Eukaryota; Fungi; Ascomycota; Sordariomycetes; Amphisphaeriales; Pseudomassariaceae. Bases 1 to 930 code for a protein of 309 amino acids. Gene Ontology annotation, molecular function: nucleic acid binding. The record is from RefSeq and is a predicted model, not a curated record.